AUAAGAUACUCUUCAGUAUGAACAACAAUUUCUGCAACAAUGCUGACUAGAGUAAUGAUUGGAACACGACCUGAUUUAUUUUAAAAACUAAAAAUUUUGAUGCUCAAUUGUUACAAUGGCAACCACAACAAAUGGUAAUGGUAAUCUAGUUGAUGAAUUUGAAGAAGCAUUUCAGUCAUGCCUGAACGUGCUAACGAAGGAAGAAGCACUGGCGACAAUGGAGAAAGAUGAAAUCCGUGCAGAAGUGGACAGCACGAUAAUGCGCUUCACGGACCUUGCACGCCAAAUGGAAGCAUUUUUCCUCCAGAAGAGGUUCUUGCUUUCGGCACUGAAACCAGAAUUGAUUGUCAAGGAGGACACCCACGAACUGCGGCUGGAGCUGAUGCGCAAGGAGGAGCUGAUCAAGCGGCACUACGAGAAGAUAGCGGUGUGGCAGAACCUGCUGGCCGACCUGCAAGGCUGGGCCAAGUCCCCGGCGCCCUCGGGCAUGUCCAACGGCAGUUCGGGGCCCCCGCCCCCGGCCACCACGCCCACCCAGGUCAACAUGCAGCAGCAACAGCAGCAGCAGCAACAACAGCUACAGCAGCAGCAGCAGCAGCAGAUGCAGCAGCAACAGCAGCUGCAGCAACAGCAGCAGCAACUCCAGCAGCAGCUGCAGCAGCAGAUGCACCAGCAGAUGCAACAGCAGCAAGGCACGGGUCCCAUGGUGACGCCCCAGCAGGCCAUGUUCAUGCAGCAGCAGCAAGGAGGUCCCCGGGGCUUCCCGGCGGCCCAGGGCCCAGGCGGGGUGCUGCAGGGCCCGCUCGCCUACCUCGAGAAGACCACCAGCAACAUCGGCAUGUCGGAGGGCCGCAGGUGACGGGGGCGUGGGAGGGGGCGGGGCAGAGGACGUGGCAGGGCGCGUGGCAGAGGACGCGGUGGACUGGAGUACGGGACUGCCCCCUAGACCCUUCCCUCUCUCGUCGCUCGCUCACUGUAGCUGCUGCGUUACGUUAACUUACCUUCCUUGUAGGUUCUGUCCGGGCUGUGAGCUGUCUACAUCCUCUCUCUUCUCAUUGGCUUGCUUCAGGUACACUGUUGUGAUGAGGAACUCGUUACACUUAACGUUGUAACUUUCUUUCAGAGAAAGCUUUGUUGGCAUUAUUGAAAACAUGUCGAAUUUCCUGUAGAUUUCUACUGAGAUCUACAGUUAUGACAAUUUUAGAGCCAAAGUUUUUUUAGUGACAAAAUUACUUCAGGAUGAUGCUUAUAGAAUGGUUGGUAAGACAUGUUGUAUGUAAGUGUAUGUGUAGCAUGUUUGCACCAGGCAGGAUUUGGAUGGAGUUGAAGAGAAGUUAAUUUCUGAAUGCUGGUAAAGUUUCCAUGAUUUUUGAGAGAUUGUGUUGCUGUAGUAUUUUGAAAAUACAUAAUUAAUAAUUAAUACUAAGAAUUAAACUUAGAAACAGGCAAUUUUCUUAUUAACAGUUAGGUCGUAUAUUUACUAGUGCAUUCCAAAAUUUAUCUUCGAACUACAUGUACUUCUGCUGCAUCAUCAUCAUUGGUUGUUAAUUGACAGUCAGAACGGAGUGUUGUGGAUUUAAUCCGAACACCACAGCUUUCCUUCAGUUUAUCAGCUCUUGCAUUGGUACCCAAGUGAUUCUGAACUCACUAUAAUCAUGGAGUUUUUGGUGCCUUAUGCCUCUGUGUGUAACAUUGUGAUGUAAAACUCCAUCUAAUAAACAAACUCUAAAAUAGGGAUGUACCGAUUUGAAUCCCAAUUAACUGUAAUCGCCCAAUAAUAGAGAAUCUGUAAUUAAUCUUAAUCUGCGCUAUUUCAACCGAUUAUUUAGACAAAAUUGUCAUUUUCUCAUCAUAUUUAUCAUAGUUAUCUCUUAGCAUUAUAAGAAAAAUAUGCCAAUGAUGCUAAUAUAUUCUUUUAAGUUUAAUUCAUGAAACACCGUUCAGACUGUAGGCCUACACACGCGCUGAAAGUUUCAGGAACUUCGUCGUCUAAUAAAUUAAAUAUACAGGAAAGCUUCACUAUAAAGAACAUGAAGGGACCAAAAAAUAGUUGAGUUUGUUAUACUGAAGUUCUUUAUACUGAAACAUAAGCAUUGUUAUAAAUAUGUAUACCGAUAAACACAUGAAACACCUUAAGAGUUUUAAGGUUCAGUAUCUCAGUCAUUAGUCUAUGGCCGCUUGAAGAACCUGUUCACAUACUCUCUGCUGAUGCUUUGUCUAUGGUCAGGAGACACAUUGUAGGCAGAGCUGCCAACCUCAAAUCACACCCAUCAGUAAUGACAAUUAUAUUAAAAAAGUACGCGUAAAUCAUGCACAAUAAAUUUUUCCUGAGGAAUUAUGACACACACAAGAGAAAACAAAGGACAAUAAUAUGCAAAAAAAAUUUAAAAUGUAGGCCUAUGUAUAUGAAUACAAUGAAAAUUAAUGAAUCGAAGAAAAAAACUAUUUGAACAAUACAAUCAUCUGAAUAUGUAAGAAAUGUCAUUAAUUUUACAGGAAAUUUUCAACCUUCAAUUCAAAGUAUUCAAAGUUAUACUUUUGAACAAUUAUAUUUUUAUUUGCUUCUUUUAUCCUGGUUGGAUAAGAACUGUCUUAUAAACAAACAACAGAAGACAAACAAAAGAACUUGUAAACAAUAACUCUGCGUUCGUUACUUUCGUUUUUUCAGAUGUAGCGAAAAAACUACGAUAUGGAUUUAUUGCUCCUCAUGACUAUAAAAUGUUCCGCCUGUUUCUUUAAUUCAAUGUGCCCUCUACAGUCAUCCCUUCCACCAUGUGCAAUCGAAAAGUCAAACGUGCAUACAUUACAAAACGCGUGGUGUUCCAAAACAUUUGAAGACUAGCAUGGCCAUUCUUUUGAAUAGUUAGGUCUUAGGUCGAAAGUUUUGAAGAAUUGCGUUCUUUUUUUUAUCCCCCAGAUACACGCUUCAUUUCUACAACCGGCCGGUAGCCUACAACUCACGUAGUUUCGGUUUCCUACCACGUUCGUGCAACUUUGGAUUUCACUCAAAAAUUGAAAUUAAAAAAAUCGAAGGGUUGGGUUAGGUUAGUCACACCAUGCUUGUUUUCAUUGAUUUAGCGGCUGAAGUGGCGUUAAUACCGAAACGCAAAACUUCGGAAAUUCUUGCAGGGAACCGAAACUACGUGAGUUGUAGGCUUCCCACAACCGGCACUGAAGAACACAACACUAUUGAAAAAAGGAAAAAAAUUUCACGUCUGUAGACACGACAAAAACAAUAUGGUGAAAAAAAUGAAUUUCAAGAAAUAAAUUAAAACAGCACAGGUUAGCCAAAGUACCGUACAAAAAUUAUCGUGAUGUAAGUAGCCAACAAACGAAAAGUCCGAGAAUAUGUACUAUUUGUAUCGUACAACGGACGUAAUACCAUCCCAUUAUUAUUUCAAAACACGAGAAUUAAUCUACUCAUGUCGACAGUACAUGCGCACACAUACUAGUUCCGUUAUUGUUUUUGUUUACGUACACGCUGUUACGUUUGAAUAAGAAAAUUAAAAAUAAAGUACAAGUUUUUGGAUGGUAAUUUUUUUCAAAAUUUGCCUCAAGGUUGUUCGUUCAAGUGAAUAUUUUUGUUUCAGGAAGAAACGGACCGUCGUAAAAUUCGUUAAGAUGAAAUAAAAUUCAAGGUUAUUAUAUACGUUUUUGGCGGGACCAAACAAUGAGUUCGGUUAAGUGAAGUGUUCGUUUAACUGAAGUUCGUUGUACUGGUGCUUUCCUGUACUCUUAUUUUUUUCAAUUGACGAUAUUCUUCUAGCAUUUAUGGCUAGUAUUUCCAUUAUUGUUAGCUCCAUGCAUCAAACAACUGCUUUGAGUGCUGCUUGUAAUAAAAUACAACACAUAAAACUGUAUAAAACACAAUAAUAUUAUUUGAACAGCAUCAUCAUAAGAUCUCCAUUUUAUGUUUAGGUUAUGCACGUCAUGUGAUGAACAAAAACAAUUUGGCCAACUUAUCUCACUUCACCGGAAUUUCCGUUGUAUAUGUGAACCUUUUUCUAUUAUUUUUUAUUAUGAUUGAAGUCGCUUUAAUAACGGGAAAGUCUUCUUUACUUUUUAUUUUUACCGUUUAUUAAUAACAAAUAUUUAACCAGGAAUAAAAGUUCACGAUUGCGAUAGUUGGUGGUCGGUUGUAGGAAUAUUUCUGUUUGCGACCAAAAUUAAUUUUUUGAAUAUUGGUAAUGUCUGUGUUAGCGAAGACGACUCGGCAACUGUAGAUUGUUUUGUUGUUUUCUGGUCACUAAUGCAUGUCCAUACAUUACGUAAACGGAGUGACGAAUUCUUUGAUCAAAUAUUACAGUAUAUUUUGCUAAGUUUUCUAUUUGUUGGCAUUUACCAAAAUAAAUAUUUGUUAAGAGCUGUUAUACAUUGCAUUCACUAUUUAAUGUUGCAUAAUAAUCACAAUGUUGUUCUCUUUGCUUUCUUUUUUAAUUUAUGUAUGUAAUAAUCGGGCAAAUAUAAUCAGUAUUCUUAAUAGGUUUGGAACAUCGGCUGAAUUUUAAUUUUUUAGUGAAUCGUUAAUCGUAAUCAAUAACCGGUUUUUCAAUAUCGGUACAUCCCUACUCUAAAAUAACAUUGAUGUCUAAACACUUAGUUAGUAUUUUUAUUGAGUUAGCCGUUAGGUCGCGAGAUGUUAAAUCUAACGUUUUCUAACUCUCUCUGACCACAGGCUGAACCUUCCAGAAACAAAAUCCAACUCCACAUUUAGAGUUAAAAUUUAAAACUGGAGAAAACUUGUUAAUGUUUAUGUCAAACAUAUUGGCUGGUAACCAUUCAUGGUACAGGACAUGUAUCACUAAACAUUUUAGGGGUUACAAUCAGUCAUUGGUUUGGUAUGUUAUACCGUUUUACUUAAUGGUAUGUAUGCAGCCAAUCUCUGGAAAAUGUUUGCUUUUAAUGAUUUGUGCCAUUCCAAGGACAUCUGUGCAGCAUUCCGAUAGCUGUGAAGCUAGCCACCAAGACAUUUCGGCUUGGACAGUGACUCCAGUGCUUUUUACUUUAUUAAAUUGAAAUAUACAUAUUUUUUAUUUUUAUAAAGACAAGUUAAGAUGAAAUUUUACUGAAUCUAGACCAUUGUCUAGUGGAUUGACUGCCUUAGCAAGUUCUUUCUAUAUAAUGAUAAUACUUGCUCAUGAUUUUUUUAAUCCCUCUGACUCGUAUGAAUUUUAUCUAAGUAUUAACCUUGCAAGUUGGCCUGUUACCAUGUUAUCGACUGUGCUACUGUUUACUUUAUAUUUUAGUUUGAUUUCAUCUUGGCAUCAUUCUAACCGACCACCUUCAGUUGGUUACUUCGGGAUUAAGGGGUUUGCCUAGUCAGGGUUGUAUUUGUGCUAGUGAGACAGAAUGAUGAGUACGGUAUCACUUACUUAUAAUGUCUAGGCUGUGAAGUGGUGCACAGUCUUUUUGUCAUCUGUGAGGCAACUACGCAUUAGAUUUUUGUGGUGACUAUAACUAGGGACCCUGAAAAAUGGUAAAUAAAAACUACCAUUAGCGGUGCAAAAAAAACUAGUGAAAGCGUGUGUAAAAAAACCUGGUAAGAGCGGUGUAAAAAAACCGGUAGAAGCGGUGUAAAAAGAGUAUAUUAAUAAAGCGGUAAAUAAAAUUUGUUUCUCUUAACACGUAGUACAUUUAUGGAGAAAAAAAAAGAAUACAGGAAAAAUGAAAAUAACUUAACUGUUAGAUUUUAACUUUCAUUAUGAGAUAAUAUUGAAAACAUCUUGCUAUUUUAAACACUUGAACAUUUACAUAUUUAAAAUUGUAAUAUUAAUAUAAACCCUUGUUGGGUAGUUAGAAUAAAAUGUCUACAAGAACUGGUUUUCGCUUAUGCUAUAUGAAUGAUUGAAAUUACAUGUUACAAUACACACACCUAUGUAAAUUGCCAAAGUACAUAGAGGCCAUCAGUUCCAUGUUUUCUGGUUUCAGAUUUGUUCUCAUAUCUGUGAGAAUAUUCCCAUAUACUGAAAAAGCCCUUUCGCUGUCUACAUUUGAAACUGGAAUCCACAAAUAUUAAUACAGGAUUCUGCAAAUUCCUGAUGGUCUUCCUUUAGCCCCAAUAAAACUGAUACUAAAUCAACAGAAGUGGCACUGUCCAAUUGGGAUAAAACUUGCCUUUUGAAAGCAGAAUAGCCUUCCAAAAAGAGUUUGGAAGAAAUUUUCUUGAUGACAGGAAUAUUCUUUGCUGCAUUUAACAGGGUGUCAUCUACAGUAUUUAUAGAUAUAUUUCGAAUGUCAAAAAGCUUUCCCAUGAACUCAAAAAAAGGUUUAGCAGUAGGAGUGUUUUCUAAAAGUAAGAGGGAUAGCUAGCUUCCUUUCACAUGCAACACCCAAAACUUGCAGUUGCUGGGCUACUACAGAUUUCAUAGUAACAGUCAUUGUGUCCAGUGUAGCAUUUGUUGCUUCACCAAAACUACCCUGAGCAACACUUCUGAAACUAUCUCGAAGAUCUUGUAUUUUUGCUUGUAACUUGUGGGCAUAUGGAUAAUACAAACCUUCAAGUUGCACAAUUGUUUCACUGACAGACUGGCAGUGUUCAGACAAAAAUUUUGCUGAAGCAAUGAUGUGCAGAACUGCAAUGUUUGUCAGAUCUUUGAAAUACUGUACUGCAGCCCCUCCAUCGUUGGUUGUCUUGAAAUAUUCAACCAAAUCGCUGAGAUACUCUGCAAUGUACAAUGCUGAUUUGUACCAAGUACACUCUGUUUUUCUUCGUUUGGGUACUUCUCCCUCAGAAAGGAAAUGUAUUUGUGUUUCCUCUUCCUGGUGUUAAGGAAAGCCACUUUUGCAUUAGCAAUGCAAUUGUUAAGUUCAGGCAGUUUGGUGGACCAAAUGUUCGCAACUAGUGUUGGGCCGAUUCCUAAAAUAUACUGAUUCCGAUUCCAUUUUCGAUUCUUAAAUUAAAGGGUCGAUUCUUCGAAUCCGAUUCCGAUUCCUUAAUUUUUAUCUGACAAUGUUCAACAGAGUAAUAUACUAAGAAAAAAAAGGUUGUUUAUGAUUUUAAAAAUGUCAUUAUGUUGUGUUUCAUUUUCUGUGCAGAAAUUAACAUUAUAUACAGCUUAUAUAAUGUUAAAAAGUAUGUUCAUUACCAUCAAGUUACGCUACCUUGUAUUUCUAGCACAAUUUGGCCUUUUAACCUUGCAUAUAGUUAGACGAAACACGUGUUCAAACACUGCCAAUAAUCAAAGAUGUCUAAUGACUUAAAUUGUAAAUAAUGUUAUAACUUAACAAACUUUAGAUACCUUACAUUAUCAACUCAAUUAAUUAAUUGUAAAAAAAGAGGGUUUGUAUGGUUAGGUUAAGAAUUUUAUUUUCAAGCACAACUAAAUAAUGAUCCAAAUAAAAUGUCAAUAUAACCUCGUUUAUACAUAUUUCAAGGGACCAUGGCGAAAAAAAAUAAAAAAGGGAAAUGUAAAAAUAAAACUUUAUUAUCUCAUUAUGAUGGAAAUGACAAACAAAUAUGCACCACACUAAAAUAAAAUGUCAGAGAUGCUUACGUUUUAAUAUAUUACCUAGAACUUAAUUAUCUCACUUGGUGAAAAGAAUAAAUCCAUCCAGUCUUGCAGUUCCUCACAAUCGUAAAGAGAAAAUAAAUUUUCGGUUUUUGAGUAAGAAAGUUCUGUGCAAUUUUUAGCAUCUCAAAAUUUUCACAUUUUAUGGUGAGAUUUUCUUACACAAAAUAUUUAAACUCUUCAAACAAUCGCGUGUUAACAUUUAAUUCAUUUCAGAAAUUUAUCGGAAACAAUUCUGUUAAACUAACACAACUACUUUCAAAAGAUUGUUUAUGUUUGCCGUUUGGUAAUAAAAAUUUACGAACGUUUCCGCAGCAAUGUUUUGAAAUUCAGACUUGCCAACUGCCUUUCCAAAAUAUAUCUAACGUAAAACGAGCAUCGCUGAACACGCACAAGAACGCCGAUUUAAAGCAAUUUGGUUAUGUUGCUUUUAAACUUAUUUUAAUAUAGUUGCAAUAAUCCACUGUGAAUUUGGGUAAAAUUUCAUUCAAAAAUUAUUUCAUUUUAAUUCUUUAAAGUUUAAUGUGUAGAGAUUUUCACGUUCACGUUCACGUUCACGUUCACGUCACCAAAGAUUUUGUUCAUGGCCGUAUGGUUUACCAUGGCAGGUAGCACAAAAAAAAAUUAGGUUGUUUACAAUGGCAAAUGUAGCUGCCAUGAUCAAAUAGUUAACGUUUACAUUAUUUGCCGUUUACAUUUACAUAAUUUUCUUUAAACAUUUAUGGUUUUGUCUAAUUAUUUUUUAAGGUUUGCUAUUAAAUGCAGUGCUGCUGCAACGUAAUUUCCUAAAAAUGCUUUCGCUUAAAGUGGGAAAGUAGAUACUGCAUUUGUACAGUAGGGAAAAUGGCGGUGCAAGUAAAUAAAUACGUUAAUCACCGUAAUUCGUAAAUCAGUUCCGUAAAAAAAGAUUGUAUUAUGUAGUUUUAAAAAUUAUAUUUGCAUGCAUUUUAAUAUUUUCUUACGUUGCGUAGAUUAUGUAUUUUGCAAACUUAAAAACAAUGCAGGAAUCGGUCAUGGUCGAUUCCAAAACCAUUGUAUUCUGAAUCCAACGAUUCCAGUGGAAUCGGUGGAACCGACCGAUUCCGGAAUCGGAAUCGACCCAUCACUAUUCGCAACUAAAUUUAGCUUAUGGGCCCAACACUAAAUGUGAAGUAGAUCAGGACAAAGUACUUUACACAUUUGGGCACAAAGAGUCAUGUAGCGUGCUGAAUCUGUAACGAUUCCAACAACAUUGUCGUACUUCACAUUGUAGUCAGUUAGUACAUCCAAAAUAGCCCUGGAACACUCUGCAGCAUUUGCAUUUUGGAGAACUUUAACACCUGCAACAAACAUCUUUUGUUCUUGAUUGGGACAUAAAGUUCUCAAUAGCACAACAAAAACACAGCACCCAUUCCUGUCUGUCGUUUCGUCGCACAAUACAGUUACAAGCUGAUCCUUGACCAUUUGGCAGACAAACUCCUUCCGUUCCUGACAAAUCUGUGUUACAUAUUUUGAUCUUGCUGUGUCUGCAGAAGGUAGGUCCCCAACUCCUUCAAAACACAAAAAUUCAUCCUUUUUUUAACAGUACUGCUUUAAUUUAAUCAAAAUUUAGACUAUGUUUAACCUCAAAAAAUUAAAAUAAAAUGCAUCAUGUUACUUUUCGAUACCUAAGUUACUUUACAUGUAUAUGGUUAAUAAAAUAACCUGACAAUCUGAUAAUUAAAUAACCUGACAUCACAUUAUCCAGAAAUGUGAAAACCUACUACUUGCACAAAUAUGAGUAUUUAUACACAAAGAUACUAUCCCUUUGUUUAUGAUCUUACAAAAAAUACCUACCUUGAAUGUACUUGCUGAGCCAUUGCUUGAGGUUAGGAUCUUCUAAUUUUUCUAAUGGAAUAUUGCUUUCGUGAAUGCUGAAACUGUGUCACAAAUAAACUCUUCUUUCUCCGUUUUCAUAGUCUUUGCUUUGUGAAGAGAAUCUUGCACUGAAAUUUGUUGCUUUGGUCCACUACUGCAGCCAGCAGUAGCUUUUUCUUGGUUUUCUUUGUGCUUGCUACUAUCUUUCACAUGCUUCAUGCAUGUGUCUCGUCGUUCCCAAUCUAUUCGAAUGUUGCAAAAUUUGCACAUCAUUAUUUUUUUUCUUUGCAUCAAAUACAUAAAAUCAGUCAGUUGCAAAUUCCUGCUGACGGUUGUGAAUUUAUACAAUUUUGGGCAUGAUUUAAACGCUUGUAACGCGUUUAGAUAUGGCGAAUUUGCAAUUGUAUAACUGUUGUUUAAAUUACAUGCUUCAUUCGAGGGCAAAAUACUAGAUAAAUUACUGUUUCAGAUAAAUGUAUGAACAUACAAAUUCAAGAGUAACACUUAAAUCCACUUUUUAAUUUAAAAAAAUAUAUAUAAAAUAAGCAACAUCAAAACAAACAAACCCGUGGAGUUUCUGUUUCUACGAACGUCUCAGAGAAGACGAGAUAAAGUGUGUAAGUUUUGUUCACAAUACAUCAAGGACGUCAUUUUGUGUGGAAGGACGCCAUGUUGGUAAAAUUAAUGUUCUUUUUGUAAAUUACCGUAAUUCGGUAUUGACUUCAGAUAUAUUGUGAAUUUCUAGAAAAUUAAGACUUUUUUCAGUAUAAAUGGGUUUUGAAAGAAAAAAGUAAAGAUUCACAGCGAAAAAUUAUAAAAUUCAACAUGGCGUCGCUAUGAUAAAAUGUUUAUGUACUUUCUUGUCUAUGGCUUGCAAUGGCCGUUAGGAAAACCAUUGGCCAAUGAAUGGAAACAAAACAGUUGUGUUAUUGUUAGGUUAAAAGUUAAAACCCUUUCAUUCCCAAACAGUUGAAGUCAAGAAAAAAAAUUAUCUGAGUCUGAUAUAUAGUUACAAAUACUCUAAAAAAUGAUAUGAGAAUGAAAAUAAAAAUAAUUAGGAUAAUUAUCAUUAAUUUUAAUGAUGUUGCCAAAUGGCAACAUUGGGCAGCAAAUUAGUUCAAAAUUUGAUUUUCAUAAUUUCACGAGAUGAAUCUACAAAACAGUUGGGAGAACCCAUGUAAAAUAACUUUACACAUAACACUAGAAACACAAAAUUACAAUUCACAAAAAAAAUCAACACAAAAUUUAAUUAUGUUGCUGAAUGGCAACAUUGAGCAGCAAAUCAGUUCAAAGAUUGAUUUUGAGCUCCUCAAAAAAAUAACUUGUUGAGUUCAUAAAACAUACUCCAGCUGUUCAAAACACACAGGAAAUGCAUGCAACAUAACACAACUUUACAUAAUACACUAAGAAAAAAAUGACAAUGUUUCAAUUGGUAGUUUUGGUUUAGCCAAGAAAAAAAUUGCCCUAGCCUUACACAAUAAUCACAAAACAUAAUGUAUAAAACAUAUUCUCCAUAACAGAAAGCAAUCAUUUAGCCCUACAACACAUAGUACAAAAAUAAAAUGCAAAUUAUAACAAUAGGCCUACAGGAAGUAUGCAACACACAAUGAAUUCACUUUUUUUGGUAGACGUUUACAAAACAAUUAUUUGACCCCAUCAAACACAAGUGAACAUUGCACUUUGAACAGGUAAUUCUGCUAUAGCCCUUGGGGCAUAGCUUACAGCGGCCCUUCUUACUUUGCACUGGCCAGUGACCAAUGGAAUCGUACCGAACAUCACUGAUAGGCGCCACUGGCCGGUGCACUACUUUCUUCUUUGAAGAAGACGGGGAUGGUGAAUCGAAGGAUGGCCUCCCACGUUUUCUCUUGACAUCUACGGAAACAGACGUCAACCCAAAAGCAAUUUGUGCCUGAAACUCUAGAAGUGAGAGAUGCUUGCCUGAAAUUUUAAGCUGCUUGUGAUGCCUACGGUACAUGAGCCACGUGUUCACUACAGACACAUUGAUGGGCCAAUGGAAAAUACGCAUGUACCCUCAUUUGGACUUCAAUGUGAUGCGGUACAAUUCGAUCAGCAUAUCUGCCAGAUCCACCCCACCCAUGAACAUGUUGUACUUGUCUAUGAUGUCAAGACGAGAAACUUGUACUCACUUCUUUUCUUUUGCUGACCACCGCUGACAAGUACCAACAGGAUCGACAGCACAAUAUGUUGAGACAAAAUUUAUCGCUAUGUUAUCGAUCCACUUGACGACCACCACACCACUAUUGGCAUCUACAGCGAACUGUUUGACCCCCUUCCAUUCUUCUUGAGGUCUUUGUCAGGUUUCAAAGGGCAGUCUGGGAUCCUAUUCUCCCUUAUUGUGCCAACACACCAAAUGCCUCUCUUUCAACUGUGUAGCAAGGUGAACAGAACUAAACCAGUUAUCAAAAAAUUUUUUAUAAUUUUUGUUGUUGGGUAUUGUGGAAGCAAGUUGAAACACGUUUCCGGAAAUCCCAAUCCCAAAAUCGGUACACGUGCUGUCGCCUUCAUAAAUAUGAAAUGCGUGCAUAAUACCUGAGGCACCACAUCGCGUAAACACUUUGUAGCCCCACUUCUGAGGCUUGUUUUUCAAGUAUUGCUGCAAGCUAGAACGCCCUUUGAACGGGAUGAUUUGCUCAUCUACGCUCUGCAUUUCUUCGGGCGGGAGACUUUGCAAAACAUUUCCCAUGUGAGAGAGUAUGGGACGCACUUUGAACAAUUGAUCCCUCUUGGUGUCUUUCACGUCAAGCUCAUCAUUGUCCGCCAAGUUUAUGUACCUUCGGAUGGACAGAUUGCGGCUCAUAAUGUCAGCUACUGGAGGAUAUAGACUCUCGCUCUGCCUAAACAUUCGGUAUUGGGGCAUACCAACAAUUCCCAUGUGUAAUAAUAUACCUAAAUAUUGUUUUAUUUUGCAUGAGCUGAAAUUUGGUGUGACAUGAUCCUUUUCAAAGGCGUAUUUAUUACUCUGAUAGGUAAUAUUAUCAACAAUGUCAUCACUAUAAAACUUAUUGAAAUACUGUAGCGGUGACUGUAUUUCUGGCGGAGGGUCUGGAAUGGAAUCGAGCCGCUUUUUCUCAUCGCACAACAGUUCCUCUGGAAAACACCAGUCCACAAAUGCUUUCGCUUUCUUUGAUGGUUUCUGCUGACUUGCAGUGUUUUCAACAGUUUGUGCAGACAAUGUCUGUGUCUUGGUACCUGAAGAUCCUGCAGCAGUCAGAAUUCUCUCGGUGGGUGCUGUUGAAGGCCCUGCUUCACUGAAGUCAAUUGUUUCGGCAACUGCUGUGCACAGUCUUAUUUCACUUGAAAGUACUUCGACCUCUUCAACAUCUUCAAAGAACACCAUGUGUUCAAAUGCAUCUGGUUCCUUUCGGGGAAACCGCCCAAUCGGAACUGAACUUUCCUCGUCAGACUCGCUGUCGCAAUCAACAUCAGAGUUUGUAAAAUCAGGCACACGUAAUUGUAAUAACAAAUCAUCAUCAGCGAACGUACCCAUUGCAAAUAAAUUAUAGAACUCUAAAAAACUUAAUGUAAACAAUCAUUCUCAAGUAGGGGCCUAUGUACUCAAAUUCAUACACACAUCUGCCCGUUGUUGCCAUUUGGCAACAUAGGUUUUCCACAAAUAAUCUUUACGAAAAUAAUAAUAUUUACUCUGCAGACCAAGUUUAUAAUAGUGCUCCUGCAUAUAAAGAAUCAACUUGCCGAGAUAACAAGUGUCAAUUAGCAAAAUAACUUAUAAAAAAUAAAUUUUCCCCGAACACUGUUUUCUCAAAACAAUAACAAUGCAGCAGCCGCCAAAUAAGUAAUUUAAUUUACCAUCACACAACAGUGCUGCCAAUACUUAGAUAGCUGAUUCCAUCACAUAGAAUACGUAGCCAGAUGUCUGCCCAAAGAAAAAAAAACAAAAACAAAUAUAUUUGGUUAAAUAUUUUAUCUAUGGUACGAAAGUUACUGUUGCCAUAUGGCAACAGUGGGAAUGAAACCCGUUUCUUGAACCCGAGGGCGUUAAAAUAUGAAGUUAUUUAUAUUAUCAAAUUAUAAAGUGAUAAAAUGAUUUGCCUGUAAAAUAUUUUAGUGUAGUGUGGAGUUUUAUCUUUGACUUGUAAACAUAUUGUUGCGCAAAUCUUAAAAAUAGUGAUUUUAAAUUGACUAUUUUGUGCGAAAUUUAGUGAAAUAGAGGAAUUUAGCCCCAUUUCAUGCAAAACGAGAAAAAUGGCAAAUUUCGUGAAAUUUCGCGGAAUUUCGCGACGCAUAAACGGUUUGUAACACCAUAAAAAUAACAUAAAUUGUUGGUAUGUAGACCCUAUAUGCUUGUAUAAAAAUUUCGUGAAUAAACCAUUCGCGAAAUAAAAGGGUCCCUAACUAACAUUUUAACAUAGAAAUGAAGAUAAAGGUGUAAUGCAAUUUAAUUACCUUUUGUGCUUAAAGAAUAUGUACUGAAAGUUUCAGACUAAAAAAGUAUUUUAAAAACACCUGUUUUUGGCAAUUUUCUCUGUCAAAAAAAAAAUACAAUUACUUUCUAAGUUGUGACCAAUGAAUUUGUGAAAUUUCUCUCUUUCUAAUUAUUACCCAUGGUAUGAUCCGUGAGACUCAUCUCCACACUUAACCAAUGAGAACAUGGUAACUUUUUCUCAUAUUUACUAUUUAUUACUUAAUUAAGGGAAAUUACUGUAAAUUAAAUUCUAUACCUUAAAUUGCGUGGAUUAUUCUGAAGCUCUGCCCACCAUUAGUAUGCUGAGAUAGGCAGGACCCUUAAAGCUGUGGCUGGCAGAUGCCCUUUUUCAAUAAAGGUCCAUUACAUACUAUACGUAUGUAACAGUUUCAUAAAAAAAAAAGAGAAAUUUUCUUUAAUUUUAGUGAGAUAUAUUGUAGCAGUCACAAAAACUUCUUGAAAAAAAAAAUACAGGAUGUAUAAUAGAAUAAAAUAUAACUAUGGUAUUAAUUUUUAAAAUAAUCAUAAAUAGAGAUAAGCAAAAUGACAUUCCCAAAGUGGCUCAGCAUUUUUGAAACAACAUAGCUUACUGUGAUGACACACAACACACUGGUGAGUGAUUACAUAACCAACUACUGAUUAUGUUAUUAGGCUGCACAAAGAAAAUGUACCUGUGUGAUUUAUGAAUUAGUUUUGAAUUUUCGAAAAAAGAGCUUGUAUGUUAUCAAACACGUAUCGAACGAAAACCACAGAUCAUGUUUCUGUUUCGGCAUUAUUUAUCAUUUUGAAAGGUAUCAAACAUACGUGCGGAUAGUGUAUGAACUCACUGUUGCUGGAGAUUAUGUAUGUACUCUAAAUAAAUACCCAUAAAAAUAAAUUUGUUGGAAGUACAUGUUUAAAAAUUCAAUGUGUUUCAUUUGGCUGUUUAUUUGGGGCCUUGGCAAAAUCAUAACACUUUGUGAAUUUAGUGGAAAAUAUACUUGUGUUAGGAUCCUGGGUAUUUUGAACAGGAACUUGGGCCAAUAGCCAAUAGUUCACAAUAUACCUUAGAUUGAGAUUAUCCUGCUUCUAAAAACCUUUGUUAAAACUAGGAAUCAGAAUGACUUGUAAUCAAGAAUUGAAAUUAAGGAAUUGGCUCAGAAUCCAAAUAUAAAAAUUUGUACUCUAGCCAUCCCUAUAAAAAAAAACACACAGUUAAAUCUCAUCAUAAAACCAGAAAAGCAACUUACUAGAAUGAAAAAUAGGUAUAAUGAUGGAUGAAAAAAAGUUUCCUACACUAUUUACGAGAAUCACUGAUUUUUGUUGCGGCUGUAGCAGGCUGAGCGAGAUUAUUUGUGAGGGGAUACACAGUUCAAGCAAUGUGCAGGUUGAAUAUGAGACCGUACACUUGCCCGAUGCUAAGGUCGCAGUACCCUUUUUUUUAUCCUUGGAUUGCAUUGUGCAUUUCAAUGCAUGAUAUCUGCUAUUGGUGCUGUCCUGGUUUCAUUGUGCUGUGUUGCCAGAUAUAUGGAAAUAGCUCCAAGUUAGACACAUUUAUAAUUUAUUGAAAAAAUUGUUAAAAUGUACUUUUUGAAAAAUAUAUAUAUACCCAUAUAUAUUUUUUAAGAGGAAAGUUUGGAAUGAAAAAAUUGCACAUAUAUUAUCUUUUUGUAUUUUAUCAAGAGCAUCAUCUGAUAAUAUUCAACUUUAUCCUCUAUGAAAAUUUAUCAGCAAGAAGCCACAUUGAUUUCAAUAGUUUUUGUCAUCAAAUUAUUUUUAUAUCUUUUACUAUUAAAAAUUUAGGCUCUUUUUGACCAUAGGAAAUAAUUAAUGGAAUGCCUUGUUAUUUAUAGUGACUCACUGCUGCAAAUUCUUUCUCUUGUAAAAUAAUAAUUGGUGUUUAGAAUUAAUAUUUUAUUUCUUUCAUUGUAUAUCCAUACAACUGUAAUUUAACUAUCGAAAGCACUAUUUUAUGGUCUAUGGUCUUAGCAAAAUUAAAAAAAAAAAAAACUAAAAUUAAAAAUUUACUAAAACUUAUUAUUAUAAUUAUUUGUACUAUACAAAAUAAGAAUUUGAAUGUUAACAAGCAGGGAGGGUAGUAUCAAUCAGUCAACAAUGGGUGCCAUCUGCUCUGUACUGCAAUCUAAGCGUGAGACAGACUAUAUAUGAUCUCUGGUUCGUCCACAACAUAGUGAAGGGUCAUAACAGUGUGCAAGAUGUGUAUCAACACUAAAAUUUAGUGUCAACAUUGUGCAACAACACAAUACUGCAGUGGCCAUGUCUAUUAUCAGUAAAUAAUGAUAACAAUAAAUGUGCAUUAAUUUCUUUGUCAAAGAUUUGUCAGAAUGCAGCACUGUUAUCACUGGUUAAAGACCUCAUGGUAAGACUUAUUAAGCAGAAAUAUAUUUUUCCUUUAAAUUUAAAGUACUGUCAACACCUUUUCAUAUAAAUGAAUAUAAAGUCAUACAGUAUCAAUCAGCUAGCUAAAGAGCAAUGUAUUCAAUUUUUUUUAAAUUUUAAAAUGUUUUAUAAUCUUUAAGUAGGUACCCUUGAAAUUUAGUUUAUUUAAAAUUUUUAAAUCCAACAUUUUCAACAGUCGUUACACAAGCCAAAGGGAAAGGAAAAUGGUGAUUGUAUUUUUCCUUUGUUAAGGAUAUUGAAAUAGUUUUUAAUUAUCAUCGCUAAUUAUUUUUCUGAACUUAAUAAUUUUAAUUUGUUGCUCACUUGGCACAAUAUUUGGCAAAUAAGUAAUUUCUUUAGUAAAACUAUCAAUUACAUCAUUUAUAAUUUUAUUAAUACUUUUUAGUAUUUUAGAUUAGGGUAAAUGAGCAUGUGAAAUUUUAUAGCAUAUUCAUUUUGUGUUUAAUCCACACCCAUUUGGACAACACACAAACACACAUGAGUAAUUCACAAACUCAUUACAUCUUAACUGUUCUUGACAUCUUAACUAUUCCAUGACGAUAUUGAUAAGCAAACAUUCAUCAGCAUUUCCACUCAUCCUGUAUUUCACAGCGAGUGGUCUACCCAACUGUAAGUUCUCGUUAGUAAUAGAACACUAGCAUAAACCAUGUAAUUUUUUCGACCAAUCAAAAACAUGUAACAAUCAUACAACUUUGUCAUGUGAGAACUUUAUUCGUCAAAUAAAAAAUUCUUGUUUUGACUAGAUAGUGCAAGAUAUAUUUUUUUUUGUAUAUUACGUUUGCAUGAUUUCCAUAAAUUAAGCUACGUGUUAAACAUCAAAGCACACAUUUUGAAGAGGAGAAAAUAGUUGUUUUUGCAUUAAAUUUCAAAAUUCUUGCACUUUUAUAGAUUUUAUUACAUAAAUAUAAAUUUUUCUUAUGAUUACAUUUUAUCAACUACAGCAGAAUUAAUUUCUCAUUGGCUAAAGCCACCUAAAUAAACAAAGGAGUGUGGCCAGGCCGCUGAGGUUGUUUUGUCAUAUGCAAGUGCUUAUCACUAUAACUAAUCAUGUGUAAACAUUUUUAUCAAUUGUAGCCCAGCCUAUAGUGUUUUGCAAGUGUGCUUGUCUUAUUUUUCUUAUUUCGUGCAUCUUUGUUUCUAUUACUUCUGGGGUUAUACUACUCUUUUUUUUUUUUAACUUUCUGUGGCAGUCCAGAACUCAUACAAUCUGUGCUAUACGUACAGCUGUUUCAUGUUUUUGUCAUUCAUUGUAAUUUUUGUGUAUGUAGGUAGUACAGAUAAUGAUAGUAUGUAAGACAAUACUGUGUGUGUGUGUGUGUGUGUCACGUUGGUGACAGUGGUUAGUUAAUGUAGCUUAAAAUAUGUAGACUUUAGAAACUGAAGGUUCUUUGCAUUGCAGCCAUUAGAUUAAAUAUUAAUUUAAAAUAUAAAAUGCUCAUACUGGUAAAAUAGUGAUGUGAAAUUUUUACUAUGUACUUAUUUUGUAUCUUAUGUCUGUGUGUAUUGUGAAAGUGUUUUAAUACAUUAAUAUGUUUAUACAUACAAGGAUGGUUAUGCAAAUGAUGACAAGGAAAACUGAGUUGUUACAUACAAAGUUGAAGUGAGCUUCCAAACAUCUCCACAGACUCAAUAUAAUGUCCUUUUAUUAAUAAUUAAGAAUAAAGCCUUUCGGUAUUUUUAAAAACUUUUUUUAUAUAGAUAUAUGUGUCGUAUGAUAUGUUAGUUGUUGAAUGGUUCUAAAUCUGGAUUUGAUUGUUGUGAAGUAAAAUAUUUUCUGUAUGAAUUGUAAAUAGAUAUACAAAAAAUGUUAUAAAUGUUGGUCAUUGUUUCAGAUUGGCUCUAUAGUUUUCUUGUAUAUACAUGUAUCAUUUUUGUUACGAUUAGUGGUUCUUUUUUAAUGUGUAUGUACCAUUUGUCUGGUCUCUUAUAAUUUGUAUAAACAUAUAAAACAUAUGGAUAGUACAGAUACAACAACACAUAUUGCUAUUUUUGUGUGUUUUACUUAUUUGUAUUAAAAAAUUCAUUCUGGAAAACAAAGAUAGGCUAUAAAAAAAUUAUUUAUCAAGAUACCUAAUAAAAAAAUGUUUUUUACGUUAAAGCAAAUUUUUUGGUAUGAACACAUGUUUCAAAGUGAUGAUGUGCUUUGGAGAUAAGUCUGUAUGUGUUGUUGCAGACACACCAUCCAUAUGGUUAUUUCCAUAAUAUGGGUCUUCAAAAAGUUUAACUAUAAAAUAAUAAAAUAAGUUUGUCACAACAAGAUUUAAUUAAAAAUUUGUUUUCAAUAUUUAUAAUGGAAAGUGUUCAAUUUCUUAACUAAGACAAAUAUUUCCAUCUCGCUGCUAUAAAAUUUUAUUUACCGAGUCAAAUGUGGUUGAAUGUGGUAUUUAAAAGGUUCAUGUCAAUAGAAAAAAUAAAGAAUGUACUGUGCAUAAUAAAUACAAAUUUUAAUAUG
Molecule: messenger RNA, 18640 nt
Organism: Bacillus rossius redtenbacheri
Lineage: Eukaryota; Metazoa; Arthropoda; Insecta; Phasmatodea; Bacillidae
Gene: MED28
Product: mediator of RNA polymerase II transcription subunit 28
Exons: 4
Coding region: 116-859 (247 amino acids)
Cellular component (GO): mediator complex
Source: RefSeq, a predicted model, not a curated record